Lathyrus oleraceus (garden pea) is the source of this 528-nucleotide messenger RNA. RefSeq names its product signaling peptide TAXIMIN 1-like. The transcript is spliced from 2 exons. The record is from RefSeq and is a predicted model, not a curated record. Bases 26 to 268 code for a protein of 80 amino acids. Lineage: Eukaryota; Viridiplantae; Streptophyta; Magnoliopsida; Fabales; Fabaceae.
ACUUCAAGUCAUUAACUAUUUAGCCAUGUGUUGCUGCUGUGAAGAGGAUUGCAAAUUCAGGCCACUUGGGUUUCUCCUAGGCCUGCCUUUUGCUUUCUUGUCUCUCAUAAUCUCGGUUGUAGGCUUGAUUGUUUGGAUUGUUGGGUUGACUUUGACAUGCAUAUGUCCAUGCUGCCUUUGCGUGACCCUCAUAGUUGAAUUUGCUCUGGUGCUCAUAAAGGCUCCAAUUUUGGUUAUGGAGUGGUUCAUCUCCAAGAUUCCAUGUUAGAGAUAUCUGUGUUUUUAAGACUUUGAAUUCGUGGUGCUAAUUUAGUAGUACUAUUCUUGGGUUGAUUUUAGUAUUUUACCUUUUAACUUCAUUCAUGAAUCAGUUUUUAGUCAUGUCCAAAUGAAAAUAGCAGGUUGUAGUCUGUAACUAUUCUCCUUGUCUAAUAAUGAAUUCUGUAUUCAAAUAUUUUUUUUAAUUCUUUGUUUUUCUUUCUUUCUCUUGGUUUAUAUGAUAAUUCUGUUAGAACUUUUGAGUCACAA